Molecule: messenger RNA, 2225 nt
Organism: Eutrema salsugineum
Lineage: Eukaryota; Viridiplantae; Streptophyta; Magnoliopsida; Brassicales; Brassicaceae
Product: putative pentatricopeptide repeat-containing protein At1g17630
Exons: 1
Coding region: 1-2196 (731 amino acids)
Biological process (GO): RNA modification
Molecular function (GO): RNA binding; protein binding
Source: RefSeq, a predicted model, not a curated record
AUGAUUCACGCUUCUUUCUGGCGAUUUCGUCUUCAAGAAAUUCCUUGGCGGCUUCGUAAUCGUUGUUUCCACACUUCUCAAUGUCUACAUACACCGAUUUCUUCUCAAAGGGUUGUUCCAAUUUCAUCGUGCUUGUCCUUUACGACUAGUAAUGAGCAAUCCCUCUUCCAUUAUUUCGAUCGUGUUCUUGAAUUAUGCUUGACGGCUCAGCAAUGCCGGCAAGUUCAUGCCCAAGUACUUGUAUCCGAUUUAAUCUACCGUUCUGGGUCACUAGCUGCGAGUUUCGUAUCGGUUUACUCCCGGUUAGGACUCCUUCUCGAUGCACGUAACGUGUUUGAGACUGUCUCGCUUGUUUUGUGGUCGGAUUUGCUUUUGUGGAACUCGAUUCUGAAAGCUAAUGUGUCUCAUGGACUACACGAGGAUGCGCUUGAGCUAUACGCGGGAAUGCGUCAACGAGGUCUCACAGGGGACGGGUUUAUUAUACCCUUGGUCCUUCGAGCUUGUAGGUACUUGGGACAUUUUGGUUUGUGCAGGGCUUUGCAUAGUCUAGUAAUCCAGAUUGGUUUGCAAGAGAAUCUUCAUGUGGUGAACGAGUUGCUCGCUCUGUAUCCAAAGGCGGGAAGGAUGGGAGAUGCCUACAAUCUGUUCGUUGAAAUGCCUGUUAGAAACCGUAUAUCAUGGAAUGUCAUGAUCUCAGGUUUUUCUCAAGAGUAUGACUGUGAAAGUGCCGUUAAGGUUUUCGAAUGGAUGCAACGUGAAGAGUUUGUACCAGAUGAAGUGACUUGGACUUCACUUUUAUCUUGUCAUUCUCAAUGUGGGAAGCUUGAAGAUGUCAUCAGAUAUUUUGAUGUUAUGAGAAUGACUGGAGAUGCAGUUAGUGGCGAAGCUCUUGCUGUUUUCUUCUCUGUAUGCGCCGAAUUAGGAGCAUUCAGUACUGCGGAGAAAGUUCAUGGGUAUGUUAUAAAAGGUGGGUUUGAAGAGUAUUUGCCCUCGAAGAACGCAUUGACAUACGUCUACGGGAAGCAAGGGAAAGUCAAAGAUGCUGAACAGUUGUUCCGGCAAAUAAGAAACAAAGGUAUAGAGAGUUGGAAUGCUCUGAUAACAUCGUUUGUGGAUGCUGGUAAACUCGACGAGGCUCUCUCGUUAUUUACUGAGCUGGAGGAAAUGAAUGACUUUCGCAACGUCAAGGCUAAUGUAGUUACUUGGACCUCCAUUAUCAAGGGUUGUAACGUGCAAGGAAGAGGAGACGAUUCGCUUGAAUAUUUCCGGCGAAUGCAAUUUUCCAAAGUUUUGUCUAAUUCAGUGACAAUUUGUUGUAUACUAUCCAUUUGUGCGGAGCUUACAGCUUUGAAUCUGGGAAAAGAAAUCCACGGGCAUGUGAUCCGAACCUCAAUGAGCGAGAACAUUCUGGUUCAGAAUGCAUUGGUGAAUAUGUACACAAAAUGUGGGUCACUCAGUGAGGGGAAUCUAGUAUUUGAAGCAAUUAAGGAUAAGGAUUUGAUCUCAUGGAACUCGAUAAUCAAAGGUUAUGGUAUGCAUGGGUUUGGUGAGAGAGCUCUAAGUAUGUUCGAUCGUAUGAUAAAAUCCGGGUUACAUCCUGAUGGGAUUGCUUUGGUAGCUGUUCUUUCAGCCUGUACUCAUGCAGGGUUGGUUGAAAAGGGACGAGAAAUUUUCAAUUCGAUGAGCAAGAAAUUUGGAAUAGAGCCCCAACAAGAGCACUAUGCAUGUAUUGUUGACCUCCUUGGUCGUGUAGGGUUUCUGAAAGAAGCUAGUGAGAUUGUGAAGAGCAUGCCUAUGGAGCCUAAAGCCUGUGUGUUAGGAGCUUUACUUAAUUCUUGUCGGAUGCACAAAAACAUGGACGUCGCAGAGGAUAUAGCGUCACAACUUUUCAGUCUUGAACCAGAGAUGACAGGAAGUUAUAUGUUAUUGUCUAACACUUACUCUGCUAGCGGAAGAUGGGAAGAAUCUGCAAAGGUUAGGGCUUUAGCCAAGAAAAAGGAUCUUAAGAAAGUUUCUGGAAGCAGUUGGAUUGUAUUAAAGAAGAUAGUCUACAAAUUCUCAUCAGGAUCAGCAGUACAGAGCGACUUUGCGAGCAUCUACCCGGUUGUUGAGGAUUUGGUUAGUCAUAUGUGGAAGAAAGGCCCUACACCCCAUGGGACAAAUUGCGAGGAUGAUCUUGACUUAUGGACAGGGUAAGAGAUGAGUGUAUUCCGCAAAGACUGAGA